This is a messenger RNA of Sordaria macrospora k-hell, 1341 nucleotides long. RefSeq lists its product as uncharacterized. Gene Ontology annotation, cellular component: mitochondrion. Lineage: Eukaryota; Fungi; Ascomycota; Sordariomycetes; Sordariales; Sordariaceae. The record is from RefSeq and is a predicted model, not a curated record.
AUGCGCCGCAUUCCGAGGAUAUCGUCCACGGCCUCUGCCCUGUGCAGCUCUCCGUCGCCUGUCGCUUCCACAUCGGCCGCUCCCCUCCGCACCCUGAGGGCCCAAGCUGCCGACUCCUCCUCCACCUGCCAGUCAUGCAACUUCUCGACACAGAUCUCCGCCACCCGUAACCGCGUCUGGCAAAACACGCUCCAGACACAACGCCGAUGCGCCUCUACUGUUUCCGAGACCACUCCCGAAGCCCCGGUAGCCGACGCCGCCGCCGAAGUUGCGACCGAACCCACCUUGACCCUUGAACAACAGAGGAAGAGGAGAGGAGUAGCAGGAUUCGUCGAAACCCACAGGACCAUCAACCUUGUCCUUCCAGGGGACCGCAAGAGGGCCCCCUUCCCAGAGGAGAUCACAGACCCCAACUAUGAGCCUGCCGCGUCUGGCGCGGGGUUGCAAGAGAUUGGCGGUAUGUCCGACUGGUGGAACAAGCCGGAGCAUUUCAGGGAUGGCGGGAAGCAGUUUGAAUACCAGGGCUUUGCCGCGCAAGAGAAGAUCACAGACCCCAGGCUGUUGAAGGUCAUUCUGAGGAGGGCGCUCGUCGAGGGUCUGGCUCUGAAGAAGUUCGGCGCCAACCCCAAGAACCCUGCGGAUAUCGCGGCGAUUAUCGGCAAUGGCGAUCACUGGGAGAGGACUGUCUCCGUGGAGAUGUGCCGCGGGGAGAAUGGUGAGCUGGCGCUCAAGAACGACAGCGACUUGCAGAAGGUCUGGAUUCUCAUGCGCAACGCGGCGGAAAAGGCCUACUACACACGCGAGUGGACGGAGGAGGUGGGCAGGCUACGUAAGGUCGGCGAGCACGAGCAGGCCAACCAGCUGCUCCAGGAGGGCAAGAAGCUCGGCUAUCAUUUUGGAAGCGAGGAGGGUUCCCGGGUCCAACUGAACGCCGAAAAGGCCAUUGAGCUCCGCAAGUCCUGGAACAACGACUGGAAGGAGGCUACCAUCCGGGACCCCGUCGUCAAGUUCUAUGCCGCCAAGCGCAUCCAGAAAAUGACCGGCCACCUCCUCUCCGACGGCAAGCUCACCAGCAUCCAGACUGUCGCCAACUUUAUGGAUGCCCUCGUCACGCCUCCCAAGCCCAAGAAGCUUGCCGACCAGAUUGAGCAGAGCAGCAUCUUGCCCGAGCUUCCCAACGUCAAGGUUUACCCCAGGAGAAUCACACCUGUGGACAAGGAGAAGAUGGUUGGUCGCUGGAAGGUCAUCGAGAAGGAGCUCCAGAAGCGUGAGAUCCCUGUUCUCGGUACGGGUAACAUCGGCAAGUACGUCGAGCUCAAGUGGCUUGGUAGCAAGCAGUAA